AUGGAGGAAGAGGAUCGUUUAUUGAUUCAUUAUGCGCAUAUCGCAGCGAUGAAGGGGGCAACGGGUGUGUUGGAUCUGUUGGCAAGGUAUGUGGAUCUAGUGGCUCUAGGAAACAGUUUGUUGUCUGUGGCGCAGGGAGAAGGACAGUUGACGACGGUGAAAUACUUGAUGGCCAAAGGGUGUGAUGUCCAUCAUGAUGAAGAACGGUUAUUAAGAAAUGCGAGUCAUGCUGGUCAAGACGAGAUGGUGAAAUUUAUAUUGAGUCAUGGAGGCAAUGUCCAUGCGUAUGGAGAGGCAGCUUUACUCAAUGCGGUGUAUAAAGGAUAUACGGGUAUGGUUGGACUGUUGUUGAAUGCAGGUGCGAAUGCACAAGUGAAUAACAAUGCAUGCAUGCAAGCGGCGUUUUUUAAUCGAGAUGUGGAGAGUAUGAACAUGUUGGUAAAGGCGGGUGUCGAUGUGACAUGGAAUGGAGAUUGGUUAUUGAAAGAAGGUUGUCGCUAUGGAUAUGUAGAGGCGGUAGAGGUGUGGUUGAAAGGGGUAGAUGAUGUGAAUAGUAAGGAUGGUUUGGCCUUACAAAUGUGCUUAAAGUAUGGUUCGAUGGAUGUGUUACAAGUCCUUUUGAACCAGUAUCAUGCAGAUCCCAAUCGACCUGGCGUCCAACGUGUAUGUAAACACAUGACAUUGAGUAAACGUAUGAUGGACUUGUUGUUUCAAGCGGGCUUACGACCCUGA
Mucor mucedo is the source of this 732-nucleotide messenger RNA. Its product is annotated as ankyrin repeat-containing domain protein. The record is from RefSeq and is a predicted model, not a curated record. Lineage: Eukaryota; Fungi; Mucoromycota; Mucoromycetes; Mucorales; Mucoraceae. Gene Ontology annotation, molecular function: protein binding. The coding region runs from base 1 to 732 and encodes 243 amino acids. The transcript has a single exon.